AUGCGGUCCAGCUGCUCCCUGCUAUUCUGCCUACUGCUCGUGUCCCAUGGGUCCUCAGCAGUCAUCACAGGGGUAAGUGGAAGCCAACAGGUUCUUGGAGCCAGCUAGUUAUGAAUGGAUGAUACUACAGAAACUUCAUCUUUUGUUAUGGUAAGCUUGAUUUGGCUGAAUAUGAAAUAAUUAUCAUAAUUUAUCCAAAACGGAAUGAUAACAGGGGUGAAAAUAUGCACAAAAUAGAAUAGAUUCUUAGUAAAUGAUCUCAGAGUGCCAUGAGAAGCCUCUCAUGAAGAAACAAUGAAGUUACAGCCUGUAUAACAGCAUGUUUGAUUUACGUAUAUCAUUAUCAAUUCCAGCCUGGCUAGACCCAGAGAUGAACAUUUGCGUUAUGUUGCAGCAAGUCUGAGUAUCUUCUCAAUCAAUGUGACGUUAGUCAGCUGUGCGAUUGCCUUGGCAACCCAUAUUGAAGAGCACAAUUGCUGUCUUUAAGUAAAAAAAAUUAAUUAACUGUGUAACCACAAUAGUUCCUUCUGGGUGAACCAGUGUCAGAUAAUACAUUUAUCCAACAUACUGUAUCUAUACCUAUCUAUAUGGAAUAAUUUGGACAAUUCAUGUUCCUUGAAUAUGGAUUUAAAUAGGAAAAAAGUUGUAAUAUAUUAGUGGUCCUAGUUUUUAUAACUAAAGCUAAGCUUUUGCAGAGGCAGUACGAUGCAGGUACGCAUUGUUGCAUAGUACCCAUGGUACUUCAGGUACCAUGCAACAUGUUUGCUAUUGAUUAUUUUUAUUUAAAAAAUAUAUACACUGCUCAAAAAAAUUAAGGGAACACUUAAACAACACAGUGUAACUCCAAGUCAAUCACACUUCUGUGAUAUCAAACUGUCCACUUAGGAAGCAACACUGAUUGACAAUAAAUUUCACAUGCUGUUGUACAAAUGGAAUAGACAACAGGUGGAAAUUAUAGGCAAUUAGCAAGACACCCCCAAUAAAGAAGUGGUUAUGCAGGUGGUGACCACAGACCACUUCUCAGUUCCUAUGCUUCCUGGCUGAUGUUUUGGUCACUUUUGAAUGCUGGCGGUGCUUUCACUCUAGUGGUAGCAUGAGACGGAGUCUACAACCCACACAAGUGGCUCAGGUAGUGCAGCUCAUCCAGGAUGGCACAUCAAUGAGAGCUGUGGCAAGAAGGUUUGCUGUGUCUGUCAGCGUAGUGUCCAGAGCAUGGAGGCGCUACCAGGAGACAGGCCAGUACAUCAGGAGACGUGGAGGAGGCCGUAGGAGGGCAACAACCCAGCAGCAGGACCGCUACCUCCGCCUUUGUGCAAGGAGCAGGAGGAGCACUGCCAGCAGGAGGAGCACUGCCAGAGCCCUGCAAAAUGACCUCCAGCAGGCCACAAAUGUGCAUGUGUCUGCUCAAACGGUCAGAAACAGACUCCAUGAGGGUGGUAUGAGGGCCCGACGUCCACAGGUGGGGGUUGUGCUUACAGCCCAACACCGUGCAGGACGUUUGGCAUUUGCCAGAGAACACCAAGAUUGGCAAAUUCGCCACUGGCGCCCUGUGCUCUUCACAGAUGAAAGCAGGUUCACACUGAGCACAUGUGACAGACGUGACAGAGUCUGGAGACGCCGUGGAGAACGUUCUGCUGCCUGCAACAUGGCUGGAGUGUGUCAGCAGUUCCUGCAAGAGGAAGGCAUUGAUGCUAUGGACUGGCCCGCCCGUUCCUCAGACCUGAAUCCAAUUGAGCACAUCUGGGACAUCAUGUCUCGCUCCAUCCACCAACGCCACGUUGCACCACAGACUGUCCAGGAGUUGGCGGAUGCUUUAGUCCAGGUCUGGGAGGAGAUCCCUCAGGAGACCAUCCGCCACCUCAUCAGGAGCAUGCCCAGGCGUUGUAGGGAGGUCAUACAGGCACGUGGAGGCCACACACACUACUGAGCCUCAUUUUGAAUUGUUUUAAGGACAUUACAUCAAAGUUGGAUCAGCCUGUAGUGUGGUUUUCCACAUAAAUUUUGAGGGUGACUCCAAAUCCAGACCUCCAUGGGUUGAUAAAUUUGAUUUCCAUUUAUCAUUUUUGUGUGAUUUUGUUGUCAGCACAUUCAACUAUGUAAAGAAAAAAGUAUUUAAUAAGAUUAUUUCAUUCAUUCAGAUCUAGGAUGUGUUGUUUAAGUGUUCCCUUUAUUUUUUUGAGCAGUGUAUAUACUGUAUCUAUAGUUUUAGCAGAAUUUACUAAAGGAGUUCGUAAUACCUCUAUGGUUAUAAACUUGGGCAUACAUUGUUUUAUCAGCUUUAAUGACAAUUUGGUAUCUAUUUUGGGUAUGAAAUAUAAUAGAUAAAAAACUAAAAAGUGCCAGAACAGUGCAGGCAUAUAGGGAUGUUAAUAUGAAUUGAGAUAAGUACAAGCAGCCAUGAAACAGAGUCAGAUUUUCCUCAGAGACUGUCACAUUAAAUCAUCCCCUCUUUACCUCAUCUCGAUCCUUCAUUUCAUUCAAAGUGAGAGCAGUCACUCAAGUUGUUCAAAUCCCUAUGAGCAAUUUCAGGUUCCUUUUUUAUAAAAAGCUUUUAUCAUAUAGCAGCCCAGUCAUUCCCAACAUAAAUCAAUAUCUGUACAAAUGGUUUGGCUUAGACUGAGAAGUAUUUGGAAAAUACAAAGUCACUUUUAAUGCCUCUCAGUUCUCUCUAAAGCUUGGUUUUCUUCUUUCAAUUCUAUAAUAUUGUGUGUGAUCUCUCCAGGCCUGUGUGAAGGACUUGCAGUGUGGAGGGGGGAUGUGCUGUGCGGUCAGUCUGUGGAUCAGGAGCCUGAGGAUGUGUGCCCCUAUGGGACAGGAGGGAGACGAGUGCCACCCCAUGAGUCACAAGGUGGGCCAAGUUUUGUACAUCUCUUCUCGGUAUUACUCCACAUCAAUCUCUCAGUCUCUACUUAAUGUUUAUUGGAACAGCAGAAAGAGUCCUGAUAUCCUUACAAAAUAUGUCUUGUCUUUUGUCUCGAGGGUAUAACAUUUUGUCCACCUACUGUAUGCAUUUAUGUCUCUGUUUCCAGGUUCCCUUCUUUGGCACAAGACUACAUCACACAUGUCCAUGUCUGCCAAAUUUGGCAUGCAUCACCACAUCAGAGGGCAAAUCAAAAUGUAUUUCAACGUACAACUACCCAGACUUCUACCUCUGA
Coregonus sp. 'balchen' is the source of this 3155-nucleotide messenger RNA. Lineage: Eukaryota; Metazoa; Chordata; Actinopteri; Salmoniformes; Salmonidae. The record is from the annotation of a GenBank genome assembly.